Molecule: messenger RNA, 2563 nt
Organism: Amyelois transitella
Lineage: Eukaryota; Metazoa; Arthropoda; Insecta; Lepidoptera; Pyralidae
Exons: 5
Coding region: 376-1410 (344 amino acids)
Cellular component (GO): chitin-based extracellular matrix
Molecular function (GO): structural constituent of chitin-based larval cuticle
Source: RefSeq, a predicted model, not a curated record
CGGCGCGUGCGCAACACGCGUCAGACAAAAUCUAACCCGAUGAGAUCGCGAACGCGACGUUUUGUCUCCUAGUCUUUUUGUAAGAAAAAUCUUUUAAAUGGAAGUAUUGAGGACACGCCUCAUUUGCUAUUGUACUGAUUCUCAUUGACGCAGUGUGACUAUGCAUUGUUACUUUAUAAAAGAAGUGUUAGUUCUACUUUCUUAAGUACACCAAACAAUCCCUGUGACUGAAUUUUAAGUACCGAUUUUAAAGUUAAUUAUACUUAAAAAGGUAAUUUUGACGACUACAAAACUGGUUUAAUUAGAGGCUUCAAAGGAAAAUAAUUCAGUGCAUAUUAAUACUUGACCUUUGGGAGGUCGCUUCGGGGAUGAAAAAUGCUUAAACAAGAAUUGCUAUUGUUGAUAUGCGCAUGCGGCGCGUUAGCGGCUCUAGACAGUUACAGCCCGCAACAGGACCCGGACCAGUUCCACAUCCAAACAGAUGAAGAUGACGAGCGGUACUUCUUGUACCAGACCCACAAUGGACAGUAUAGAAAGGAACGGAGGCUGAAAGAUGGAUCUGUUGUUGGGACUACAGGCUGGGUCGGUGCAGACGGAUACUUGCGUCUACAGGACUACAUAGCUGACCAAGAUGGCUACAGAAUAUACAAAUCGAAAACUGUGUUUGUUGGCCAAAAUCGUCCUAUUGGUGAAUCAUUGAAGAUUGCUAAAACAGCUCCGACUGAUUCUGGUUACGGAGUGACGCCAGCGCCUGCCAUACAUCAAGCCCGGGGACCACGCCCAGUCAGUUCUACCACACCAACACCAAUUCCAUCCUCUCAACGCCCACCGACCUUCCCAGCAGAAGUUUCAGUCACUCCUCCACAACGUACAUACUCUAGCCCAACACCGACCCCUCAAGUUCACGUUUCACCAAACUCUAUAGACGUAUCCACCACUUUUAACUUCAAACCUACUGUUCCACCGAUAACUGCUAGCGAAGCUUCACCAUCCCCCAGCCCAUAUGAUUAUGACUCUUCUAAUACAAACACGAUUGAUGACGGGUAUUACGCCAGUGAUAGCACGCGUUUCGACGUGUUCAAUCCUAACUCUUACAGACAUGCCGAUGAAUGGCUAAGACGCCAACGUCCAAAUGUGCGACUCGGAGAUGGAUAUACACCCCAAUUUCCACAAUAUGAUGGUGUUGCCUUCAGACAAAAUGGAUUUAGAUACUAUUUACCGAAACAGUACCAUGAAGAAGACUCGAGUAAUUCCAAUGAACGAACUGGGAGCUUUGGUUACAUCGACCCGUUCGGAAUACGUCGGGUUAUAUAUUAUAAUACCGCGCCAGGUGAAGGUUUCCAGAUCAGAAAGAACAAUAGAUACGUUGGACACAACGCAACUCCUUACGAUCCGAGGCCUAUAGUUUGAUUAAAUAUUAAGUUAAUUUUAAGAAGACAUGAGAUAUGUGGUGAUCGUGAUUAUGAUGGUGCCAUUGCACGAUUUUUAAAGGUUAUGCACGUUGCUUUAAAAAAAAACCGUGCGUGAUUUUGUUCAUAAUAUGGCUGAAGCUCUUAAUAUUAUGGUUUUACUUUAAGAAUUCAAGUUACCUAAAUAUUUAUUUAUCAGUAUUUUUAGAAAUAUAAAUUGAUUCGUAAGAGACAAAACGAUUUAUUUUUCGAACGAUGCGAACGUCUUAGCCAUUAUCUAGUUAAUUUUGUAACUAAUAACUAAAUAAAUGCCUGUUUUGGGUAACGUAUUCGUAAAUGUACCUUUACGUAAUUUUUAUUUGAAAUGUAUAAAGUAAUCAAUAAUCAAUCAUCAAAGUGCCAUUUUACUACAGCUGUAGUCUUCGGUAAAUCUAUUUUUCCUUUUGUUACUCAUACAUAAAUUUAUGAACAUAUUGAUUUCAACUUAAAAUUCAUUCGAAAUAAAAUAAACAUGCGCAUAAGGAAAACAUUGAUUAAUAUAUUUUACCUAUUUGGAGAUCGGGAUAUGUUAACAAAACGAGUCGUUGAACUAAUAAAAAUUCAAACAUUAUAUUUAAAUCAGUGAUAUCUAACGGCACAAAAUGUAGAUAUGUAAAUAAAUACCAUUUAGGUAAAUCAAACUCCGGAACUGCCUUAAUUUUCUCAAAAUAUCCUUGAUACACUCUUACUUUGCCUAUAAAAAUAUUCCAGUGAACGUUUACUUAGCAAAAUUAGGAUGAUUACAGAUUUUAUUUUAAGUUUUGUUAAUAGAAGUAAAUACCUAAAUGUAAUAAGUCAGGUGCAUGUUUAAAAAUUAUGUCACUGUUAAUAAUUUGCUAUUAAAAGUGAUGUUUCUUAAUUAGAAACGUAAAAAUAUCAACUUGUUACAGUGACUAUCAGAUGGGUAAUAAGUAAUUUAAACUUUUAUAGACUAAUUUUAACUUAUCGAUUUUAUUCGUAAUUGUUGUCCUCACUCUAACGACUAUUGUAUCAUCCCACAAUAUAUUUAUCUGCACGUCAUUAUUUUACAUUAUUUUACUAAGUUAAAGCGCAUUUUAAACUAAUCACUGUCUAAUACAAUCUUAUUUAUGUAAUUAAUAAAGUUGUUAACAGAA